Ostrea edulis (European flat oyster) is the source of this 699-nucleotide messenger RNA. Its product is annotated as multimerin-2-like. Gene Ontology annotation, molecular function: protein binding. The record is from RefSeq and is a predicted model, not a curated record. Lineage: Eukaryota; Metazoa; Mollusca; Bivalvia; Ostreida; Ostreidae. The coding region runs from base 72 to 644 and encodes 190 amino acids. The transcript is spliced from 3 exons.
AGUACGGUGGUUGUAUCAUUGUCCAUCACUGCCUGAACGUAGUUACAGAGGAAGUUAUCUCAGCAAUAAGAAUGCCCUCGCCAGUCUUUUUUGUGAUUCUGUAUGCCAUUUCCGGCAUCACUGCUGCUGAUAAAAAGUCACCACGGCCCAGUCUGAAAACAUUCAGAGAUGAUUAUGCCACUGUUGUUAAAACAUGCGAGGCUGUUGGUUAUGUGAGAGACAAAUGCAAAAACCCCAGAGGUAAAACCACCAGAGGAAACGCCAUUGUAGCAUUCAAUGCCAAAGUCAGUUCUGCACAAUCUGUUAGUGGUGGUAGCAGGGUCAUGUUCCGUUCUGUAGAUCUUAACAUAGGAGGUGGCUACAACGCCGCAAAGGGGGUCUUCACUGCACCUAAAUCUGGGGUCUAUGUCUUUGAGUGGACAAUAAUGACACAAGAAAGUAAACCCGCUUACACCGCUCUGAAUGUGAACGGCAAACGGAAUGCGUCGAACCAUUGUCAUAAUAACAGUCAUGGAAUUUGCAUGUUAUGCACUAAAAUGUCCAUUGUAAGAAUGAAAGCAGGUCAAAGAGCCUGGAUUUACAGUUGGACUCAAACCGCCUAUCUUUACGGUGGCCAUUGUUCAUUUGCUGGUUUCAUGUUAUAAAUGCUAACAUGUUCACAAAAUUGAAAUAAAGAGGAAAAAUGAAAGCACAUUGAUA